AUGGAAGAUCAAGAACAAGAAUUGGAGAGAGUAAGCUCCGAACUUGAAGAAAUACGAGGAAACAUGGGUCAAGUCAUGGAAAUACUACAAGUCAUUAAGGCCAAGUUGGACACCCAAAUGACGGUCGUUUCAGAAAUCACUGGUCCUACGGUUGAACCCCAACCUGCAAGGAUAAUGCCGACCACUUGGCCGGUUUAUGGUUUACCUCCCGGUUUCACACCUCCAGCUGAAGGCGCCACUGGUUUUGUACAAUCCACUCAGCAGACGGCUCCUCUACCAAUAAUCAAUGAAACUCAUCCAGUGGUCCACACGUUCGCACCACCUCUCAUCCGUGCACACGUGCAACCUUAUUUUGAAGAUCAACAACAUGCUCCGGAUUUUUCGGACGAAGAUGAUGAAAGGCAUGAAGACAUAAGAGGGAUGAAAGAGAAUUUCCAGAUUCUUGAGAAAAGGUUAAGGGCUAUGGAAGGUGACCAAGUAUUUGGUGGUGCUGCUAAGGAGAUGUGCUUAGUGUCAGGUCUCGUGAUUCCUGCGAAAUUCAAGACCCCAGAUUUCGAUAGGUAUGAGGGCCACUCAUGUCCUAAAAGUCACCUUAUUAUGUACUAUCGAAAAAUGGAUGCGCACGUAUAG
Molecule: messenger RNA, 630 nt
Organism: Lathyrus oleraceus (garden pea)
Lineage: Eukaryota; Viridiplantae; Streptophyta; Magnoliopsida; Fabales; Fabaceae
Exons: 1
Coding region: 1-630 (209 amino acids)
Source: RefSeq, a predicted model, not a curated record